CACAAGCCAAUACAUCCCUUUUUCUCUACCUUAAGUCCUGCAGUUUGAUCUCCCUUAGCCAUGGCCUUUAGGUCACUCACAGCUACUCCAGGCAUUGGCGCUGGCCAGCAACUGAUCAAGAGUGAUCGCAGCAUGUUAGCUCUUUCCGAUGAGAGUUCAAUGAUAAAACAAAUUCAGGCAACUCAUGCUCCUGAUGGCCGAGAGUUUGAUGUCAGACCUCUCCUCAAUGUUGUUGAAGACAUCCUGAAUCGUGCCACCCUUCAAGUUGAGAGCACUUUGAUGGCUACCCAAGCUCACGCUGAGCCGGAGGACAAGAAUCGUCAAGUCAAUUUCAUUGCCACGCUUGAAGCAUUGUCAUUCGUAAUUGACAGAAUUGCUUGCGAGAUUUCCUACAAGGCUUUUAGCGGAUCAGAUGCCCAUGCCACAACUAUGUCAUUAUUCAACAUGCUUUCAAGCUACUCCUGGGAUGCGAAGCUAGUGCUGACCAUGGCAGCUUUUGCUUUAAAUUAUGGAGAAUUCUGGCUCCUUGCCCAGAUUUACUCCUCAAAUCCACUUGCCAAAUCAAUGGCAAUCCUCAGGCAAUUGCCUGUAAUCCUGGAACACACAGGCCCAUUGAAGCCUCGGUUUGAUGCACUUAACAAUCUGAUCAGGGUCAUGUUGGAGGUGACUAAGUGCAUAGUUGAGUUCAAGGAAUUACCAUCUAUAUAUAUUUCAACAGAAGUGCCUGCAUUGUCCACAGCCCUUGCCCACAUCCCAACUGCUGUCUACUGGACCAUAAGGAGUGUUGUAGCUUGCGCUACUCAGAUUACCAGUCUCACCACCAUGGGACAUGAGUUUGCAACCACUGAGGCAUGGGAACUCUCCACCUUGGCUCACAAACUCCAAAACAUAAAUGAGCAUCUAAAGAAGCAGCUCUCCAUUUGCCACCAACACAUAGAGGGGAAGAGAAAUGUUGAAUCCUAUCAAAUGCUUCUGAAUCUCUUUGAUACAAUUCACAUUGACAACAUGAAGAUCCUGAAGGCCCUGAUUUAUGCCAAGGAUGACAUUCCACCACUUCUUGAUGGCUCUACCAAGAGAAGGGUUAACAUUGAUGUGUUGAGAAGGAGGAAUGUGCUAUUGCUUGUUUCGGGGCUAGACAUUUCCCACGAUGAGCUUUCAAUUCUUGAACAGAUCUACAAUGAGUCCAGGAUACACGCCACCAGGCUGGACAGUCAGUAUGAGGUGGUUUGGAUCCCCAUUGUGGACCGUUCAUCCUGGAAUGAUUCUAUGCAAAAGAAGUUUGAGGCCCUGCAGGCUACAAUGCCAUGGUACUCGGUGCACCACCCAUUAAUAAUCGAAAAAGUGGUCAUUAGAUUCAUCAAGGAGGUGUGGCACUUCAGGAACAAGCCCAUUCUGGUGGUGCUUGACCCUCAGGGUAGAGUGGUAUGCCCUAAUGCACUACACAUGAUGUGGAUUUGGGGAAGCAAUGCCUUCCCUUUCACUAGCUUGAGAGAGGAAUCUCUCUGGAAAGAGGAAACAUGGAGGCUUGAGCUUCUGGUUGAUGGCAUUGACCCAACUAUUCUCAACUGGAUUAAAGAAGGAAAGUACAUUUUCUUGUAUGGAGGGGACGAUAUCGAGUGGGUGAGAAAGUUCACUAACGCUGCACGAGCAGUUGCACUGGCAGCACGCAUACCACUCGAGAUGGUUUAUGUGGGGAAGAGCAGCAAGAGGGACAAAGUCCAGCGAGUCAUAGCCACAAUCACCGUUGAGAAGCUCAGCUACGUUUGGCAGGACCUGACCAUGAUAUGGUUCUUUUGGACCAGGCUAGAAAGCAUGCUAUUCUCCAAGAUUCAACUGGGCAAGAUCGAUGAAUAUGAUCCUAUGAUGCAAGAAAUCAAGAAACUACUUAGCUAUGACAAAGAAGGUGGAUGGGCUGUGCUCAGCAAAGGGCCUGACGUAGUGGUGAAUGGUCACAGCACCACAGUUUUGCCUACAAUACUAGAGUACGAUGUCUGGAAGGAGCAUAUACCAGUUAAAGGAUUUGAUUUGUCCUUCAAAGAACACCACGACAAGCUUCAUGGUGUUGCUCAUCCUUGCUGCCGUUUCGAGUUUCCUAGCACUGCCGGUAGGAUCCCUGAGAGGCUGAAAUGCCCCGAAUGCCAGCGCAGCAUGGAGAAGUACAUCACUUUCCUCUGCUGCCACGAGGAAGGCAUUGCAGAGAUACCACAUUAAAAAUACAGCUACAUCUACAUUGAAUUCCCUGCUAUAUAGCAUUGCUGCUAAAUAAUGGUAUAGUGUGUGUAGCCCUUUCUUUGAUUUCCAUUUUUCUUUCUAAUAUGAUGCCAAUGGCCGCCAUGCUAUUUAAGUUGGCAUUUGGAGCCAUAAAAUAAAAGAUUUGAGAGUUUCUGAUGUAAUCAUCAGUUCAAUUACCAUAUUGAUUAAUUGAUAUACAAAGUGCAAUAUUUGUUUUGAUUAUGGUAUAUACUUACAAACA
Hevea brasiliensis (rubber tree) is the source of this 2473-nucleotide messenger RNA. Its product is annotated as protein SIEVE ELEMENT OCCLUSION B. Gene Ontology annotation, biological process: phloem development. NCBI's taxonomy places the organism in Eukaryota, Viridiplantae, Streptophyta, Magnoliopsida, Malpighiales, Euphorbiaceae. The transcript is spliced from 7 exons. The coding region runs from base 61 to 2211 and encodes 716 amino acids. The record is from RefSeq and is a predicted model, not a curated record.